GCAUUUGCGCAGAUCGUCUGCGCUCCUUCCAACACGCAGGAUUCCAGUCUGGAACUUUGUUAUUGUUUGAGUCCCAGCGCGCCAGCAGCAGGAGAACCACAUCCAGGGAUCGAACAUGGUCAUCAAAGUGUACAUAGCAUCUUCUUCUGGCUCCACUUCGAUUAAAAAGCAGCAGCAGGAUGUCAUGGGCUUCCUGGCAGCCAAUAAAAUCGAAUUUGAGGAGUGUGACAUCGCAGCCAGUGAGGAGAACAGAAAGUGGAUGAGAGAGAACAUUCCAGAAGAUUCCAGGCCAGCCACCGGGAACCCUCUUCCUCCACAAAUAUUUAAUGAAAACAAAUAUUGUGGGAACUAUGAGGCCUUCUUUGAUGCCAGAGAGGACAAUGCUGUGUAUGCAUUUCUGGGUUUGACUGCUCCCCCUGGCUCUAAGGAGGCUGAAGCUUUAGCGAAAAAAGGACAACAGUAGCAUCACAUCAUUUGUAGCUGACACUCAGACCAAGACCUCAAUCAAGACCUGGACCCAGACAAAGACUUUUCUUUUUUAAUUAAUCUCCAUUCUGCUGUGCCUUGUCAUCCAUAGUGAAAGGAGUUUGUAAAGCAGAGAAUUAUGGGUAACUGAGCACAGUCCUUACUUCUUGUCUUAGCCCUAAACUCUUAAAUGUUGAUGCUGCUUAUGUGUCAAUCAACCGUUUGCACGAAUGGCUUCCUGUGUGAGAGUUCGUCACCACAGGCACCAACGUGUGCACACUGAGAACUGUCAGGCUGGUCGCGUAAUUACGCCGCACAACUUCAACUGUGGUAAAAUUGCACCAUAAAAUAUCUUUGCCUUUUUAAAGUAGUGUCCAUAUGUGUAGCGUCUGAUUUAACUCUGCAGGUUCAUUCUGCACUUUGUUACGUAAUUUGUUUCCCUUGAAUUGUUGAAGUGUUGAUCUGAAGGUUGACGAGUUAUCUACUAAAACUCAAAACUGCAGCACCUUUUUGGAAAACUGGGUUUAUUCAAGCCCAUUUCUGUUUUUGUAUACUUUUGACUUAAUAAUGUAUUAAUUGGAAACCUUUUUCCAGUGAUAAAUCUUUUUUUAUGUCAAAUUUUACACAACUGCAAACAGACAGACACAA
Molecule: messenger RNA, 1113 nt
Organism: Thalassophryne amazonica
Lineage: Eukaryota; Metazoa; Chordata; Actinopteri; Batrachoidiformes; Batrachoididae
Gene: sh3bgrl
Product: SH3 domain binding glutamate-rich protein like
Exons: 4
Coding region: 116-463 (115 amino acids)
Cellular component (GO): cytoplasm
Source: RefSeq, a predicted model, not a curated record